CCCGACCAGAAUGGCCAUCCCUAAACCCAUCCGCCUGCUGGCUCUGGCCACGAUGGUGCUCUUCGUGUUUCUGCUGGUUCAGAUCAUGAGAAAUCCCACCGUCGCGAGACUGCCUGAAGGACACGCAAAGCUGGAGGACAUGGUCCGCGACCCCAAUCUCGAUGCCACCGACGAACCGCCCGAACCGCUCCAUCGCGUGUCUGGCAACAACUACGACGCCGACAACCCUCACAGCGACCGCAUCAAUGCCACCAUCCUCUCCCUCGUCCGCAACAGCGAACUCUCCCAAAUAGUCGGCAGCAUGCAAGAGCUCGAACGCACGUGGAACCACAAAUUCAACUAUCCCUGGACCUUCUUCAACGAUGAACCCUUUACCGAAGAGUUCAAAAAGGCCACCUCUGCCAACACCAAGGCCGAAUGUCGCUACGAACUCAUCCCCAAGGAGCACUGGGAAAUCCCCUCGUGGAUCAAUGCAGACUUGAUGAAAGAGUCGGCCAAGAUACUGGAAGAGAAGAACAUUCAAUACGCCAGUAUGAAAAGCUAUCAUCAAAUGUGUCGAUGGAACAGCGGAUUAUUCUACAAACACCCCGCGCUCAAAGAUGUACAAUACUAUUGGCGUGUGGAACCACAUGUCAAUUUCUUCUGCGAUGUGGAUUAUGAUGUCUUCCGAUAUAUGCGAGACCACAACAAGACCUAUGGUUUCACGAUCAACAUCUACGAUUCUCCGCAGAGUAUCGAGCAGCUUUGGCCCGAGACGAUUAAAUUUUUGGCAGGGAAUAACAAGUAUCUCGCCAAAGAUAAUGCCAUGGGAUGGUUGACCGAUAAGGAAAGGAGACCGGAACACAAUCAGAUUGCAAACGGAUACUCGACCUGUCAUUUCUGGAGCAACUUUGAAAUCGCCGACAUGAACUUUUGGCGUUCGGAAGCGUAUGAAGCGUAUUUCGAACAUCUCGAUCGCGCAGGCGGAUUCUUCUACGAACGUUGGGGGGAUGCACCCGUCCAUUCCAUUGCAUUGGGACUGUUUGAGGAGCAGAGUCGAGUGCAUUGGUUCAAGGACAUCGGAUACAGGCAUAUUCCAUUCUUCAACUGCCCCAAUUCUCCCAAGUGUAAAGGGUGCCAGGCAGGGAAGUUUUACGAUGGAGAGCCGUUCCUCCAAAAGGAAGAUUGCAGACCCAAUUGGUUCAAGUAUGUGGGUAUGGGGGAUUGGAAGAAGCAGGACUUGUAGAUGAUAUGAUGGGAGUCUCGAAAGAGAGAAGUAGAAAGAAAGAAGCCCUCGAAACAGAGACUUGCUGAGGAUUAGCGAAUGGCGUCUGGCGUUGCGAACAGAGCAUGGUCUGUACCUAAUUAGAUAUCCAUGGCAUUUGAUGGAUGCGAUCGUGUAGAAGUACGAAACACAACAAAAGACCCGGUCAAUCGAAGAGACGC
This is a messenger RNA of Sphaerulina musiva SO2202, 1425 nucleotides long. Its product is annotated as glycosyltransferase family 15 protein. Gene Ontology annotation, cellular component: membrane; Golgi apparatus. Bases 11 to 1225 code for a protein of 404 amino acids. The transcript has 2 exons. Gene Ontology annotation, molecular function: alpha-1,2-mannosyltransferase activity. The record is from RefSeq and is a predicted model, not a curated record. Gene Ontology annotation, biological process: protein N-linked glycosylation; protein O-linked glycosylation; cell wall mannoprotein biosynthetic process. Lineage: Eukaryota; Fungi; Ascomycota; Dothideomycetes; Mycosphaerellales; Mycosphaerellaceae.